AUGGUGACAGCAGGAGAGGGAUACAACGCACCGACCACAGGCCACAAAAGAUCAAAAGAUGGCUGCCAAACCUGUCGCCACCGGAAAAAGAAAUGUGAUGAAUUGCGGCCAACAUGCAGUGGCUGUAUGAGAAACAAUCUGUCAUGUCAAUGGCUCGCGCACAAGCCCCAACGUCAACGGCGCCGUCGACCUUGCCAUCAGAAUGGACAACUAUGGCCUCGUGGUGUCAGCAUCCCACAGUCACUCACAGGCAUGGUGACUGUGUUUGCGGUGCCCAGCCGGCGGAUGAUGUGCCGCUUGCUGGACCACUUUACGCACUCCGGUCCGUUGUGGAUGUCCAUUGGACCCGGACGACGAGAUAGGUUUCUACGCCAUGUGGCUGGGUUUGCGUUGGAAAAUCCGUUGACGUUGAACUGCAUAUUAGCUAUGUCGGCUGCAGAUUUGGUCAAAUAUGACCUUGAAGAACCGGAGCUUGGGACAAUGGCGCUUGAGUUUUAUGGCAGCGCUAUAGCUGGGCUGAGUGCAAGGGUCAAGAAGGAAUUAAUCCCCAGAUAUCCAACCGAGAAACAUGCCUCUGCAUCAGACGAUGUUUUGCUGGCUAUCCUCUUAUUAUGUGUGCAUGAGGCACACAACUUUUCUGACGCCAGUCGGAUGUUUCCCCACCUCAAUGCGGCUGCCGUCAUACUGCGGCAGCAGCGGUGGUGCUUUGCUCCACGGAAUCCUGAGCUGCGAGCAUUUCUCCUAGAGAUUUUCUGCUACUUUUUCGCGCUGGUAGCUUUUUCUCACGGAUCGAGCUUGAAUAUAGCUCCAGCAGCUGGGGUAUUUGAAUUAAUUUUGGUCCAAGGUGAUAAUGUGAAGAGUCAAAGUCUACUUCUAGGACCCUCUCAGGAAUUGAUCGCUACCAUCUUUCGCGUCUCUAUGCUGACGCAUUUCUCGAACAAGCCAAUGGAUGAUGAGAGGCGGCUAGAGCUGGCACGUAUAGAGCUACAGCUGCAGAGCCUAGAUACGAACGUUCCGACUACAAAUUCAAGACAAAAUAACCAGGAUGAUCUGUCCCAUGAUGAUCUGGCGCUGUUCAAGUUAUACCGUCUCGCAUGUCUUAUAUACGUCAAGGGAACCCUCGAUCCGCGGAUAUCCCCUAGAGACCCUUCCCUCCAGCAGAUCGUCAUUUCAUUCGUCAAUGAACUGGGUUCUCUCCCGGGAGGUUCAUCUUUGAACGGUCUUUUAGUCUGGCCGCUGGUUAUCGCUGGUCUCUGUGCCGUUGCCUGUACUCACCAACGCAUCAUUAUUGGGCGUUUUCGCACCAUUUAUAAAACCUGGAGAACAGACAUAAUGAUCCGGAGCAUGGAGUUUCUGCGUGACAGAUGGAAGGUGUAUCGUGAGCUAGAGAGGGCAUCCGAAGCACGUGGUAGUUGUUUUGACGUGUCUUUGGCCUCGUAUCUUUGUCUUCAGGACCUUCGUCUGCCAGCUGUCCUUGUUUAG
Messenger RNA from Aspergillus ruber CBS 135680, 1482 nucleotides. RefSeq names its product Zn(II)2Cys6 transcription factor. The transcript is spliced from 3 exons. The coding region runs from base 1 to 1482 and encodes 493 amino acids. Gene Ontology annotation, biological process: positive regulation of transcription by RNA polymerase II. NCBI's taxonomy places the organism in Eukaryota, Fungi, Ascomycota, Eurotiomycetes, Eurotiales, Aspergillaceae. Gene Ontology annotation, cellular component: nucleus. Gene Ontology annotation, molecular function: DNA-binding transcription factor activity, RNA polymerase II-specific; transcription cis-regulatory region binding; zinc ion binding. The record is from RefSeq and is a predicted model, not a curated record.